Scaptodrosophila lebanonensis is the source of this 3383-nucleotide messenger RNA. Its product is annotated as probable beta-hexosaminidase fdl. The record is from RefSeq and is a predicted model, not a curated record. Gene Ontology annotation, cellular component: membrane. Bases 302 to 2326 code for a protein of 674 amino acids. Gene Ontology annotation, molecular function: beta-N-acetylhexosaminidase activity. Gene Ontology annotation, biological process: ganglioside catabolic process; carbohydrate metabolic process; glycosaminoglycan metabolic process. Lineage: Eukaryota; Metazoa; Arthropoda; Insecta; Diptera; Drosophilidae. The transcript is spliced from 7 exons.
UAAAGGCUGCAAUUGCAUCUGGCCAAGUCUACCAGUAAGGCCUAAAACGCGACCGCACAAAUCGCAGACGCACAAACAGCAACAGAAUCAACAACUACAGCCUCAAACAAAACAAGCCCUGGCUGCCGACCGCACCUGCAGUGACUGCCCCUGCCCGUGCCCCGCUUGCGUGUCCUGUCUAUCCUGCAAGAGGGCCAACAACAUCAAAGAUCCGCUGUGCCGGGUGGCAUCGGUGUCAGACGAAAUCAGGACAUGCAAAGAGCAUUUCAAUCUGCGCUGUGGCCUGCGUUACCUUUAUAAGAUGUCCCUAGCCGUCUCGCUUCGGCGUGCACUGCUGGUGCUGCUGUCUGGCGCCAUUUUUAUACUCACCGUGCUUUACUGGAAUCAGGGUGUAAUGAAAACGCAAGCGUAUUCUGAGGCACUGGAUCGGGCGAUUCGAAGCCACAAACAUCCACAUAAUUAUCCCAUACCUGUGGAGAAACUGUGGACUUACAAGUGUGAAAACGACAGAUGCGUUCGAUCCCAUUUCCUUGGAAAGGGCGCCAAGCGUGUCUCGUUCAUGUCCUGCUCCAUGACCUGCGGCGACAUUAACAUCUGGCCGCAUCCUACCAUCAAAUCCCUCGUCAACGGGCAUACGGUACGCUUUUCCACUGAGGAUGCACAGUUGCUGCUGGACACACCGCAUCAUGAGGUGCGCAAGCAGCUACAAUUGGUGUGGGACUGGUUUGUCAAGCAGCUUCGCGCAAUUCAGCGAUUAGAGUACACAGCAAGCUCCACAAGUGAAACGGGCGGGGCAGGGGCUAGUGAAUCCACGCGAACGCGUCGGCGCAGCUCCAUAUUGUCAAAUGCUCCACAAAACGAGUUCGACACACCAGCGGUGUCCCUAUUCGGAUCAACGUUUGGCGGACGACGUGCCGGCGAUGUUGAUAGUCUGACUGUUAAAUUGUCGGUAAUUAAGUCCCCAGAACUAGACUUCAAUCUUGAAAAUGAUGAGACCUACCAGCUAAGCACAACAUUCGAGAAUCGUAAUCUGCAGGUGCACAUUAAGGCGAAUUCAUACUUUGGUGCAAGGCAUGGACUGUCCACGCUGCAGCAACUCAUUUGGUACGACGACGAGGAUCACCUGCUUUGCACCUAUGCGACGACUAUGAUCAGCGAUGCGCCCAAAUUUCGUUACCGCGGCCUCAUGUUGGACACCUCCAGGCACUUUUUUUCUGUGGAGUCCAUUAAGCGGACCAUCAUGGCAAUGGGCCUGGCGAAGCUUAAUCGUUUUCACUGGCAUAUAACGGAUGCUCAGAGCUUUCCCUAUAUUUCACGCUAUUACCCUGAGCUGGCCGAGCAUGGCGCCUACUCGGAGAGCGAGACGUACAGCGAGGACGAUGUGCGAGAGGUGACAGAGUUUGCAAAACUUAAUGGAGUGCAGGUUCUGGUGGAAGUGGAUGCACCCGCACAUGCCGGCAAUGGCUGGGAUUGGGGCCCCAAAAGGGGACUCGGUGAACUGAGCCUCUGCAUUAACCAGCAGCCUUGGAGUUUCUACUGCGGCGAGCCGCCGUGUGGACAGCUGAAUCCAAAAAAUAACCACACCUACCUCAUACUGCAGCGCCUGUACGAGGAGCUGUUGCAACUGACAGGCCCCACGGACUUUUUUCACCUGGGUGGUGACGAGGUCAACUUGGACUGCUGGGCCCAGUACUUCAAUGACACUGAUUUACGGGGCUUGUGGUGUGAUUUUAUGCUGCAGGCCAUGGCGAGGCUGAAGCUGGCCAACAAUGGCGUGCCGCCCAAAUAUGUGGCCGUGUGGUCGAGCGCCCUGACCAACACCAAGUGUCUUCCAAAUAGUCAAUUCGUAGUGCAGGUCUGGGGUGGCAGCACGUGGCAGGAGAAUUACGAUCUACUCGACAACGGCUACAAUUUGGUCUUUUCGCAUGUGGAUGCGUGGUACUUAGACUGCGGCUUUGGCAGUUGGCGUGCCACCGGAGAGGCAGCGUGCUCGCCCUACCGCACCUGGCAGAACAUGUAUAAACACCGUCCCUGGGAUCGGAUGCGACUGGACAAGAAGCGAAUGAAGCAGGUGCUCGGUGGCGAGGCUUGCAUGUGGACGGAACAGGUGGACGAGAAUCAGCUGGACAGCCGACUAUGGCCGCGUUCUGCGGCACUGGCCGAACGCCUUUGGUCGGAUCCAAGAGACGAUCACGAAUUUGAUAUUGUGCCGCCUGAGGUGUUUCGACGCAUUUCCGUCUUUCGGAAUCGGCUGGUUGAGCAGGGCAUUAAGGCGGAGGCGCUGUUUCCCAAGUACUGCGGGCAGAAUCCUGGCGAGUGCAUUUGAUAUUACCUUUAAGCAUCCCCUAUCCGUUAGUUAGUUAAUAGUUUAAUUGUUAUAUUUUACUAUGAUGAUAAUGAUGAUGAUAUUAUGCGUUAAGUCGACUAAAACAAAUUGUAGGGGGUAGAGAAUCAUGCGCAUGAACAGACUUUUGCGUGUAUGGUUCGGAUGCGUUCUAGGCUGCAGCAAAGAUUUGCGAUCAAAUGGUUUCUGUCAAAUGGCAAGAAUUUAUACCAGCGCCUUUUCUUAGCUCUUGUCUAUGUUUAGCAUGACUCGAAUUUCUUUAUAUAGUACAAUUUCCACGAAUUGCGCACACACUGCAUACCUACAUACAUACAUACAUACAUAAAUGCAUCCAUUCAUAGGACCGUGAUUAACUAACGCGUAGCAUUAGCAAAUGUAGUUUUAGUUUUUUUUCUAACAAUCUCAUUCUCAGACACCCAAUCAGAUAAAAAAAAAUAUAUAUAUGUAUAUGCACACAGACACAAACACACAUAAAUACACACAACAUUAACAUAUGUAUGGAUAAUACAUAUCUAGUUUGAGUGCCGGAACUACCACAUGGCAUAUAUGUAUUUAUAUAUGUUGACCACACAUUUUAAUAUUGUUUAAAAGCUUUAAUCGAUGAAACAAAUUACGUAAAGAUAUUAGUUGGCCCAGCGGAUGUUACGCAAAUGUAUGUUUUAAUUUUCUUCAGUUAAGUUAAUUUUAAAUUAAAUUACAUUUUCAGUGAUAUAAACAAUGUGACCUUAUGACAAAGCAAAAGAAACAAAAACUUAGCGUUAGAUCAAUUAUAAAUACGAAAUGGCACGCGUUGGCACUCGAGUCGGGGGAUAAAUAGAAAGUAAUUGUAGUUAAUAAAAAAAUAAAAAAAAUUACAAUCGUGUCUAACGCAAUGCACAGACCCUGUCGCCUGUGCCCUCUAAAUAAUAUUAACCCAUUAUGUUAACCAUGUUUUGUACUUAAGUAAAGUUUUGCAAAAGGAAAAAGAUCCAAACUAUUUUUAACAUUUUGCUGUAACUCGAACUUCAAUUUCAAAAAUAAAACCCAAAUUAAACCCAAA